UCAUUAUCAUGAUUAUAUGCCAGAGCUCGCGGGUCGGAUCGGUAUGAGGUCGAGUACCCCACAAGCUCGCACCAAGUUGGAAGGUGAAUGAACAGGAGAAUAGAACACGUAUAAUAGAAUUCGCAUCAGCCUGAACGAGAUCCUUUGUUAAUGUGGCCUGGCUUCCAGGACAUAGGGACCAUAUUGCAAUAAAUAGGUCCCCCGCCCUGAGAUGAACGAAGAAACAACUGAAAAGAGGGGUGAAGUUCCCCUAAAUGAGAUGUCGGAAAAGGAGGAUGAACCUACUUUCGAAUCGCUUCUGGAUACCCUGGGACAUUUCGGUAAACACCAACGAAUCAUCUUCUCCCUGCUGACACUCUCCGACAUCUUGCACUCAAUGGUUCUCAUGUUUCUUAUCUUCUCAACUGUGGUUCCCAAGUGGAGGUGUUUGGAAUUCGAAGGCCUUAACGUCACGGCAAUUUCCGCAGCAAAUGAAGGCCUUAACGUCACUGGAAUUACCGCGGUAAAUAGAGGACUUAACUCCACUGUACUAAAAGUGAGAAACGCGACGAAUGAUACCAAUGCGGAGAACUUUGAAAAGGUUUGCGUGUUUAACGGAUCUAAGUGCAUUAGAUUUGACUUCGAUGACGGAUACAGAGGGAUAGUUGUUGAGUGGGACCUUGUGUGCGAUAGAAAGUACAUUCCGAGCCUGACUACAUCCACUACAAUGUUUGGCUUGUUGAUUGGAGCAGCCCUUGCUGCCCAGACUUCCGACUUGUUUGGGCGGCGAAAGGUCCUUCUUGUGGUGAUGAGCCUGAUGCUCCUCUGCCAAACACUAGUCGUGACCAGUGUCAACUGGCAGAUGUUUGCUGUCCUGCGCUUCUUCACGGGAGUAUUCGUUGCUGGCUCACUGGCCUUGAGCUUCUUGAUCCCGAUGGAGUUCAUCGGCCCAAAAUGGCGAUCAUUUUCUGGCGCAUUCGGUGUAUUCGAUCUGGGAGAAGCAACAUCUGCUUUAGUGGCAUACCUCACUCAAGACUGGCGUUAUCAAGCGUUAGUCUCAGGCUCAGCUCCCAUUCCACUCGUUAUAGCAAUCAUCAUCCUGGUGCCGGAAAGCAUUCGUUGGCAGAUUCAGAAGCGACGAUUCUCAGAGGCUGCUGUCGGCAUAAAGAAAAUGUCGCGGAUCAAUCGAAAACCCGUCCCUGACCUGGCAAUGAUGGAACGAAUAUCUCGAGCACAAAAUCACCAGAAAGAUAAAGAGUCUCGCUAUACUUAUAUAGAUUUGUUCAGGACGCGGAAACUUGCGAUCACAACACUGGUGGUGAUGUUUGGCUGGUUCAGUGUGUCCAUCAUUGUUUAUAGUUUGAUCACAUCCAUCAGCUCUCUGAGUGGCAAUCUCUACCUGAACGCGGCAUACGCCUCACUGCCCGGUUUGUUCCUGGGAUGGACGGUUAUUCCAAUGGCCAACUGGAUCGGCAGAAAAGGCGCCCUCGUUCUGUACGGCUCGAUACCCAUCGUUUCAAUGUUCGGCAUUGUCAUCCUGCAGGCGACGGGGCAGAUAGAGGACCGGGCCAUGGCAAAGACUGCCCUGGCAAUCAUCGGGAAGGUUGGCGCCGGGGAAAUGUGGACAGUAAUACUAAUCAUCACCUCGGAACAGUAUCCAACACUGAUGAGGGCUAUUGGUCUAGGGAUAGGAAACGUGUCCGCUCGCAUAGCAGGUAUCAUUGCUCCACAAAUUUGGAUAUUGUGUGACUUUGUGCACUGGACUGUCCCCUUUAUCAUCAACGGGUGCCUCGCCAUUACCAGUGUCAUCCUGAUAUUGGUGCUACUGCCGGAGACGAGAGGACGCCCCAUGCCGGAGGAGGUGCCGCCUCUGUCCUGUCCGUGUAGAAGACAACCGACACAGAGGGAGAGCAAUGGGUAUAGAGAAGCACCGUCCACGGGUGAGACAGCGUGCUGAACCAGUUGACAGGCAGUGCAUAAAGCGACCAGGAUAUUACUUUUUUGAGAAUAACCGUCACUGCUGCUAGUGCAUAUAUCAGUUGUAUAUAGACUUCAGCAUAUGUUAGAGAGGAUCAAUCAUGUAAUUAUCACAAAUGUCAACAAUGAAUUUAAGACUGAAUGAUUAUUCAAUGAAUAAUUCCUGGGCUAUUGGUGUUGUUGUUGCAAUGUCAUGAUGUGGUUGCUACACUUGUUCUUGCUGCAGAUGUCGCUACAGUUAUUCCUGCUGCAGUCGCUCUCGCUACAG
Messenger RNA from Lineus longissimus, 2224 nucleotides. Its product is annotated as solute carrier family 22 member 15-like. NCBI's taxonomy places the organism in Eukaryota, Metazoa, Nemertea, Pilidiophora, Heteronemertea, Lineidae. Gene Ontology annotation, molecular function: transmembrane transporter activity. Gene Ontology annotation, cellular component: membrane. Gene Ontology annotation, biological process: transmembrane transport. The record is from RefSeq and is a predicted model, not a curated record. The transcript has 8 exons. Bases 212 to 1936 code for a protein of 574 amino acids.